Messenger RNA from Spodoptera exigua (beet armyworm), 1081 nucleotides. NCBI's taxonomy places the organism in Eukaryota, Metazoa, Arthropoda, Insecta, Lepidoptera, Noctuidae. The record is from the annotation of a GenBank genome assembly.
CAGGAAACAAGUUGGCGUUAUCACAAGUGCGGAACGUGGUAUUAACACCACGGUAAGCUGUUGUGUAAACGCCUUUGGCACGUUUAUACCCCCAAUGAUGGUUUUUGCUAGAAAAAAUAUGAAAAAUGAACUAGAUGACGAAGCUCCUUCUGGUACUUUAGGUGUAGCACAACAAUCAGGGUAGAUGACAACUGAGUUAUAUCUCAAAUGGAUGAAACACUUUUCAAAGUUUUGUUAAAUCGUCUACUGAAGAUUACGGUAAUUUUGAUUGUCGACGGUCAUGCAAGUCAUAAAGGAAUUGAAGCUUUAGAAUAUGUGGAACAAAAUGGUAUUAUUAUUGUUUGUCUACCUACCCCCACAUUGCACUCACCGUAUGCAGCCCCUAGAUGUUUCAUUUUUCGCGCCCUUGAAGACUUACUUUAAUCAAGCAAUAUCGAAGUGGCUGAAAAAUCAUCCAGGGCGUGUGGUUACACAACUACAAAUAGCAGGUUGAUUCAACGAAGCGUAUGGAAAGGCAGCUACAGUACAAAAUGCUUGUAAUGGAUGAAAAAGCACGGGUAUUUGACCUCUGAGUCCAGAAAUAUUUCCAAACUAUAUGUACGAGCCUGCAGAGACGACGCAUAUUCCACUAAACGAAGAAGAUGCGCUAUAUACCACCACAUUUAACGAUAUUAGUGAUGGUCAAACAAUAGCCCUUACUCAACCAGUCGACAAUCAACUGCAAUCAACUUCAACUUCAGAAUACCCUUCGUCUUGUGACCUAGCUGUCCCUCUCGAGGAGAUAUCUCCAUUAUCAAAAAGACGCUUUAUCAGUAGACAAUGGAAACGUACAGUUAAAGCUAGACAAACUUCCUUGGUGUUAACUUCCACGCCCAAUAUGGAAAAAAUUAAGUCCAAAAGUAAGCCCAAAGAUCCACCAGAAAAGAGGAGAAGACAAAUUACAAAAACGUUAUUUGAAGAAGAGAGCGAAGGCGACAUUAGUCCUCAAAACGUCGAAGAUGAUGAAGAGGACUGUUUAUGCAUUUAUCCAAGCCUUGUGAUGAUUGGUUACGGUGCAUGAAAUGUUCACUUUGGGCUUGCG